ACGUUUGAAAAGAUAAUGUCAAAAUUCAAAACAAAAGUGAAUAAUAAAAAAAAGUUUGUAGUAUGCCUCCUUAAAGAAGAAAAUAUGAAAGUAGUGGCAUUAAUAAGUGGAGGCAAAGAUAGCUGCUUCAACAUGAUGCAUUGUGUAAAAAAUGGGCAUGAAAUUGUUGCACUUGCUAACCUGAAACCUAAAGAUACAGAUGAAUUAGAUAGCUACAUGUAUCAAACGGUUGGCCAUCAUGCUAUCGAGUACUAUGCUGAAGCUUUGGAUUUGCCGUUAUUUCGACGUACAAUUAAUGGAACCUCAGUGUGUCGAAGUGCGACAUACAAGAAGUCUGCUGACGACGAAGUCGAAGAUUUGUAUGAACUGUUGAAAGAGAUUAAAGAAAAAAUUGAAUUUGAUGGUGUAUCUUCUGGAGCCAUCUUGUCAAACUAUCAACGCGUGCGAGUUGAGAAUGUAUGUUCACGUCUUGGUGUACAAUCACUUGCAUAUUUGUGGCAAUGCAAUCAAGUUGAACUAUUAGAGAAAAUGAUGGAAUGUGAACUGGAUGCAAUACUGAUUAAAGUAGCAGCUUUAGGUUUAAUUCCUUCAAAACACUUGGGCAAAAAUUUGAAAAAUAUGCAGUCACAUCUCCUUGAUAUGAAAAGAAAGUUUGAUCUAAACGUUUGUGGUGAAGGAGGCGAGUACGAGACAAUGACACUCGAUUGUCAUUUGUUUAAGAAAAGGAUUGUUAUAGACGAGCAAGAAUUGGUAAUCCAUUCUGACGAUGCUUUUGCACCUGUCGGGUAUCUGACUUUCAAAAAGAUGCAUUUGGAAGAGAAAAAGAUGAAAACGCCAUUACGUUUAGUGAAUAUGCAUUCGGCCCAGUAUGUUGAACUAAGAGCAUUGAUGGAAAAGCUUCAAACGUCAACUACUGCAAGUAACGACACGAAAUCUGUGGAAAAGACACCAGUCAAACACAGUCAUUCCAUUGAUGUACCAGCAAUCCGGAAUAAGCCAUACAUAUGCAAGACGAAUAAUGAAAUGUGGCUGGCUGAGUUGGUUUGCAUGCACAAAAAAGAAACAACGAUUGAAGAAUCAACUAGAGAAACAAUGGGAAAAUUACAAGAUAUUGUCUCAAGCAAUGGAUACAACAUGAGAGAUAUCUGCUUAGUUCAUAUAUUUUGUUCUGAUAUAAAUGAUUUUGCAAGAAUUAAUUCUGUAUAUGAAAACUAUUUCGAGAGUAAUCCUCCAGCAAGAGUCUGCGUAGAAGUACGAUCACCUCCAAAUAUUGUCUUCAAAUUAGAAGCUUACAUCAAUACUACUGACACAAGAGAGGCGCUGCAUGUUCAAAGUAUAUCGUAUUGGGCACCUGCUAAUAUCGGACCAUAUAGUCAGGCUGUUAAAGUUGGUAAAAAUGUGUAUUUUUCUGGUUCAAUUGGCCUGAUUCCAUUCACUUUAGAACUCGAUCCUAACGGUGUUGACGCGGAGGCGUUGUUAUCUCUCCACCAUGUGAAUGUUGUGUCGAAGGUGAUUGCUCCGAAGCGGUGCGAAUCCAGAGAUUAUGGUUGCAUUACUUGUUAUAUUACAAUACCAGAGUCAAUCAAAUUUAUCGAGAGAUUAUUUGAAAGUCAGACAAUGUUUUCUCCAAAGAGAUACCUGCUUAAUAUUGCAUGUGUGAUCAAUCUACCGAAGAAUGCGCAAGUCGAAUGGCACUUGACUUUGCGUGUUUGCCAACACAAGGUAGAUAACUUGCAAGGUACAGAAGUGCUCACAGCGUCUACUCAUCAAUACAAUGAUGGAUAUUUGAUAAGUUGUGUCACAAAAGAAGACAUACAAGAGAACGGUGAUUUGAAAGCUGCAGCCAUUCGAAAUUUUUCUGCUUGCGCGAGUAAAUUACGCACGUGUAAUUUCUUGCGAGUGUUAUAUUUAGUUUCGAUGGAGGAGAAAAAGUCAUUGACCGACGUCCUACAUUCCACCUUAAACGGGUUGUUCGAUCGAGAUAUUGUUUUGUCGUUCGUUCCUGCGCAGAAGCUAUACGUACCUAAUCUCAAAACAUCUGAAGAGAUUGUCGUACUCAUCAAUGGAUUUUGCAAUGACCCUGUGAAUGCUGAUGAGAGUAAUGAUAUAUAUGGGUACUUUUAAUGAGAAGGCAUUGAGUUUUAUUGAACGUUGCAGCAGAAGUUUCAAGACCAUCAUGUCUUCAGCUAAAUGUCGAUUCUUCACAUGAACGAAAAAAGAAAACUGAAAUAGCACUAUCGAAUGAAUCCUUUAAGAAAGAUGUUUGGAGGAUUCUGUUGACGAAGUAAACAGUUGCUGACAGUAGUUUUGCAAAAGAACUAGCGCUAGAUCCACUUGUUUUAUACACAUGCUAUUUAUAUGAAGUUUUAAUGAAAUCUAUGUGUUCUUACGACUUUUUUUCUUUCUUUCUUUUUACCUUUAUAUAAGGGAGUUGUUUAAAAUAUUUUUUUAAAAGGAUUAACUAAACUAUCAAUGGUGAGAAAAAGUAUGCUGGACGUUUAAUAAUCUUAAUAAAACAACGAAAAAUUAGCAAAAUUAUGAACAUCAGCAAAAUUAUGAAAAUCAGCGAAACAACAAAAAAUCAGCGAAAUCAUGAAUAUACACUUAUGUUAAACAAUGCCGUUAGAAAAUGGGAAAAAAUAAUAGUACCAAAAAUAACAGUCAAAAUAACAGUUCCUCGUCCCUUUUAAACCAGUCCGUUGCAUCGAUUUUCUUAAGUUUAAAUGCGUCUUCCGGCAACCUACAGGUGCUAAUUCUCAAAAUCUAACCCUCUCGCGUAGACAAUAAAUUUGCCGUUUUAUCCUGAAAGCUAAAACAAAUUUGAUUCUUACAGCGCUGUAAAUUAUUUACCAUAUUCUAUUUACCUUCUUGGUCCUUGAUCCGCCAGUCCUUGUUUCAACCUUAAUAUUGCCAAGACCAAAAGGAAGACCAAAAAUUGAAGUCGAAGAAAGUUUAUAGAGAAUCGCAAGCAAAUAAAAAUCAGGAUUUACAUUGACUUUUUUCUUUGCAAGUGUUAGAAUCUGAAUUAUAAUUAAAUAUAUUGUAUGGUCCGUAUAUUUCGUCAAAAAUUUCUUACUCUUCAUCGCUUCCACAAAUUUAACAUCGGUCAAGCCUUUGAGGUUUGUAAAAUACAGCUUUAAUCCCCCAGAGGUGGCCAAAAUUAACGCCACCACGGGUCGGCUAAUCAAGGACCAAUAAAGCGCUCUCGUCGUUCGGCCGAUAAUGUCACUCUGCAAAAAUAGCCAAGAUGUGUGAAAAAAAACUCGCAUCCACUGCUCAGUAAUGGCCCACUCGGUGUUUUGCAUUUCAAAAGUGCAGUUGAUUUUGUUAUUGUAUAGUACAACUUGCUUUCAUUAUACCGAAUGGGACAGUUGUAACUGUAGCGCCAACUAGUCACGCGGCACAAAUCCUGAAAAAGUUCACGAACUUUUGUAUAUAAUACAUCAAUUUUUGCGCCUUGUUAAUUGGUGUUGGAUUGCAUCACAACUCACUUUUUAAAUUAUAACUCCUGAAAUACACCUCCAAGAAGGCUAAAAAUUGGCGACUUUAUUUUUUUUGUAUGUAGCAACUUUUCAUAAAAUUUUUGAAAUUCCAUUUUGGGAGUUGUUUGGCUAAAUGUGGUUUCGGAAAAAUGUCAUCAAAAUUGCUGAUACCAGCAAAUUUUUAUCCUUGUCAAUCAAUUUCUUUUAUUUACUAUUCCUUUCAUCAACAUAGCUUUAGCCAUUCAAACGUUUUUCGGGGUAGUUAAAUCUAGGAUGUUUUGUGCUGUGUUUGUAUUUCAUCUUUUGUCACUUGAAAUAAAUGCCUCAUUAUUUUUGCCGUCUUGAAACAUGUUAAUUUAUUUAUAGUUUUAUCUAGAAACAACGAAACUAAUACAUCAUAAUAAGGUUAUAUCUCCUAAUAAAUGGCCACUAACAAAUCGUCCAAUCAUAGUUUUCACGACGCAUCUAGUGACCAAGAAUGCACCAAUUAUGAAAAGACAAGCAACGAAAGUAAGGCUUGCAAGCGAAAAAGAGAAGAUGUGAACUUACCAUUCGUGACAGCCUCGAAAUCUUCAGCUCAAGAUAGUUUCUCAUUGUGGACGAAUUUAUUGUUAGAUGUAGACCAACCCUUAUCCUCGCAAAUCAUGGUAAAACAAUAUACAUUACCAAAUGUAAAUAAAAAGUGAGAAAUUUUUCCCAGAAGAUUUUAUGUUGUGAAGAACUUAAACUGUUCCAAGCAAUACAGCCAAUGAGAUUUCGGAAUUUGUGAGGAACUUGUUUAUCUGAAUGCGCUCCUAGAUACGGUUUGUACGAGGCGUUUGGAUAAUUGUUGAAUUUCAAGUUCUUUAGUCACUGGGAACCUUUUGUCUGAAAUAAUUAUUAUAGUGUGUGGGGACGGAUUACUAAACGAAAACGUUUUCUUCUAAACUUAUUUUGUUGAAUUUGUUAUAUUGCUGGACGAAAUGGAUGGUUGUCACCCAGUGGCGAGGACAGCUUGUGGCAUAAAAAAAAUUUGUGAAUGUUACUAUAGGAUGUGUUUUUUCUCUCUGCAAAGCAAGUUUUGUGCUCCACUCAGGUAAAACUAUAUGGCAUAUUUCAAUCAAUUAAUUGGGGUAUGAUGGAAUUUGUUUUGACUGAGACACACCCACCAAAUGUCAAAAGACUUGAAAACAAAAUACCGAUACAGUAGGGGAAAAAUUUAUGCACUGAUAUAUACGAAAUUUUUUACUUG
This is a messenger RNA of Hydractinia symbiolongicarpus, 4713 nucleotides long. RefSeq lists its product as uncharacterized. Lineage: Eukaryota; Metazoa; Cnidaria; Hydrozoa; Anthoathecata; Hydractiniidae. Gene Ontology annotation, molecular function: diphthine-ammonia ligase activity. Gene Ontology annotation, biological process: protein histidyl modification to diphthamide. The transcript is spliced from 19 exons. The record is from RefSeq and is a predicted model, not a curated record. The coding region runs from base 16 to 2124 and encodes 702 amino acids.